Molecule: messenger RNA, 288 nt
Organism: Striga hermonthica
Lineage: Eukaryota; Viridiplantae; Streptophyta; Magnoliopsida; Lamiales; Orobanchaceae
Source: the annotation of a GenBank genome assembly
AUGUGGACUGCUUUCUUGGCCCUUCUCGUACGUCUCUUCUUCUUUAUUCCGGGGGAAUUGGAGUUGCCGUUCAUAACAUUGAUGUUGGUGAUUGUGUCUCCAUAUCAAAUUAUGAGGCUGAGAGGAACAAAGGAAGGUGUGAUUCUUUCAUUGGUAAUAGCAGCUUAUUUGGCUUUCCAGCAUUUUACAAGAGCCGGCAGCUUGGGAAAAGCUUUCGACCAAGGUUCAAUCAUUGCUACCUUAGCCACCAUCUGUAUUGUUGCUGUACCGUGCUUGCUUUUGAUCUAG